AUGUCCGAGGGAGUUAAUAGAUCACGUUUGGCGUCCUACAAAAAUGCCGGCCAGGGAGUUACAGAGCUUCGUCGUAAGAGAGCCGAGUUAAGCGUCUCUCUACGUAAACAAGCUCGGGAUGAGCAGCUUCUUAAGAGGCGAGCUAUGUCUCCCGAAACAAAUGAAGAACCAGAAAUUGAAAAGGUGAUGUCACCAAGCGAAAUAGUCCAGGGUUUGAAGUCAUCUGAUUUAUCGGUGAAGACUGCAUCAGCGAGGGCAGCUCGUAGAAUGUUAUCCCGAGAACAGAAUCCUCCUAUUACUGUGAUGGUUAAUGCCGGAGUUAUUCCACACUUGGUUAGCUCAUUGGAUAGAGAUGACUGCCCCGAUCUCCAGUUUGAGGCGGCCUGGGCUAUCACUAAUAUAGCGUCUGGGACUCAUGAUCAUACAUUAGCUGUUAUAGAAGGUGGUGCUAUCCCGAAAUUGGUGAAUCUCCUAUCAGUCGGUGGCGCAGUGGGAGAACAAAGCGCGUGGGCUCUUGGAAACAUAGCUGGAGACGGGCCCAUACCUCGAGACUCUGUAUUAGCUGCAUCGGCAUUACCCGCCUUGCUGCCUCACCUCUCGAUUGGAGCGCCACUCGCCACUCUAAAAACAGCUGUCUGGACGUAUAGUAAUCUCUGCAGGAAUAAGAAUCCCCUUGUGCGUUUUGAGCUUGUAUCACCCGCGCUGCCAGCUAUAUCUGAAUUGCUUACAGUCAGUGAUCGGGAUGUAUUGGCGGAUGCAUGCUGGGCUUUAUCAUAUCUGACCGAUGGACCAGAUGAAAGGAUUGAAUCCGUACAAAGCACUCCUCAUCUGCUUGAAAGACUUGUUAAUUUACUCACACAUCAAGCAGCAUCGGUCAGAACACCUGCUUUAAGAGCUGUUGGGAACAUGUUAACCGGAUCAGACAAACAGACAGACAGAGUUUUACAAACUGGCUGCCUUGAAGCAUUAUCUACGCUGCUCAAAUGUUCCAGAUCAUCACUAGUUAAAGAGGCAGCGUGGGCAUUAUCAAAUAUAUUUGCCGGCACAACUCAACAGAUACAGAUAGCUAUAGAUUCUGGUGUUUUACCUAUUCUAGUAUCUGUGUUAUCAAAUAGUGAUGCGAAAUGCCAGAAAGAGGCAGCAUGGGCUAUCAGUAAUGUUUGUUUGGGUGGUACUCCAGCCCAAUUGGAUAAAUUGAUAGCCGCUGGCUUUUUGGAGCCCUAUUGUGCAUUAUUAAAAGCCCCAGAUGACCGAACAGUGGUUGUAGUUUUGGAUGGCCUUGCUCAUUUGCUACAGGCGGCAGCUAAAUUCGCCCAAGUGGAUCUUCUGUGUGUGAAAUUGGAAGAGGUUGGAGCAGUGGACCGGAUUGAGGGGCUUCAACAACAUGAGAAUGAACAGAUUUAUCGUAAAGCUUUGCAUAUUCUGGACACAUACUUCGUAGAACAGGAAGAUCUUGCCGAGCCCGAACAAGUUGGGGAUGAAUACCACUUCAGUGCCAAUGAUAAUCAACAAAUACAAUUCUAA
Molecule: messenger RNA, 1524 nt
Organism: Danaus chrysippus (African queen)
Lineage: Eukaryota; Metazoa; Arthropoda; Insecta; Lepidoptera; Nymphalidae
Source: the annotation of a GenBank genome assembly